Seminavis robusta is the source of this 687-nucleotide messenger RNA. The record is from the annotation of a GenBank genome assembly. Lineage: Eukaryota; Bacillariophyta; Bacillariophyceae; Naviculales; Naviculaceae.
AUGGCGCACCUUGUUCAGACAGCUGUUCAGCUCAACCAAGAUGGAGUCAAUGAGUUUGUCCGUGGGAAUUUGACUCUGGCUCUCGAGACCUUUCGUCAUGCGCUUCAGACCAUGAUCCUCUUUGAGCCUCACGUGGACCACAACGAUAAUAACAACGGCAACCUCCCGGAUGCACCAUUGAAUGCUCAUGGGUUCGCCGCCAUGGGCAUCACCUACGUCCCCAUGCCACCACAGAACAACAAAGGGGAUCCCUUUGUCUACGGGAGACCCUUUAUCUUCAACCCCGCUCUGCUCCCGCACAAUCAAGAUGGUAUCGCCGUGUUUUCUGCGGGGGUAGUCUUCAAUAUGGCCGUUGUGUUUCACUGCAGGAGUCUCAAGGAUCCCAGUGGCCCUUUUCGUGCCAAGGCGUUGCACCUGUACGAGUCGUCGGUCGACCUCUUCUCCAAGAUAAACCCCCGCUAUGAUCUUUCCGGUACCAUUGCGGCGGCGUUGAACAACAAGGCCAGCAUCUACUACGCCGGCGGCGACUUUGAGAGGUGCGAUCAUGAGUUGGACCGACUUCAACGGGUCAUGGUACAGGCAGAGUACAGUCUGAGCACCGGAUACAUUCUGCGGGGAUCCGACUUUCAGGGUAUCUUGCUGAACUUGCUGACGAUGCGACCCCCCAGGGUGGCCGAAGCGGCCUAA